Chenopodium quinoa (quinoa) is the source of this 1930-nucleotide messenger RNA. Its product is annotated as transcription factor bHLH111-like. Gene Ontology annotation, molecular function: protein dimerization activity; RNA polymerase II cis-regulatory region sequence-specific DNA binding; DNA-binding transcription factor activity, RNA polymerase II-specific. The transcript has 10 exons. The record is from RefSeq and is a predicted model, not a curated record. Gene Ontology annotation, cellular component: nucleus. Gene Ontology annotation, biological process: regulation of transcription by RNA polymerase II. Bases 151 to 981 code for a protein of 276 amino acids. Lineage: Eukaryota; Viridiplantae; Streptophyta; Magnoliopsida; Caryophyllales; Amaranthaceae.
AUAUACUUACAUUUGCAUUCACUAAUUAAACUUCACAUAAAACAGGCUUAAAAAUUAAGCUCCUCUUUAUCAAUGAAGUUUUCAGCUGACUAGCCAUUCUUCAUCAUCUCAUAUUACAUUUUUCGACCUUCAAGGUUUGUGUGUAACGCGAUGAAGUGCUUACAAAACCACAACCUUGGCGAAUCGAUUGAUGGAUUUCAAUCUUCAAACUCAGAGUUCUCUAUGAUGAUGGGCAGUAACAUCAAUAAUAAUGGUUAUAUUGGAGCUGGAAUUGAGAAUGAUUACAUGCAGCAAAUUAAUUAUGGAAGCAUGGAUGUUCCCUCUCAAUUCUCGUACAUUUCACCAGUUGCAUAUUCAUCGUUGAUGCCUACGCCAAUAGAAAAUCUCAGCCUUGCAACUCCUCAUUUGUUGGAUUAUCGUUGGAACUUACCUUGUGAUGACUCUAUUAAGAAUGACAUUCUUUUGAAUCAACCUUACAAACCAACGAUAAAAGAUGUUAGAAAAAGUGUUACCGGGGCUAAACUUGCACAAAGAAAUAGUGUUCUCGGUAACAAGGCAAGCCUUGAAGCAUCGAGGGCUAAUAAGAAAAGGAAGGUGAUUGAACAAUUUGUCGAUACAAGAAAAUACAAGAUGCAGGCACCAGUUAAGAGAAGCCAAAAGUUAAGCGAGAAAAUUUCUGCUCUUCAAGAACUUGUAUCUCCUUAUGGAAAGACGGAUACUGCUUCAGUUCUUCAAGAGGCUUGUAUCUAUAUCAAAAUAAUUCAUCAAGAAAUUCGGAGGCUAAGCAUCUCAUAUUUUGAGCUUAGGUCAGCACUUCAAGCACAGUUUCAGGGUGAUGCAGAGAGGCAAAGUGACCUGCAAAGUAAAGGACUAUGCUUGGUUCCAGUAUCAACUAUGAAGAGUAUUACAAGAGAAAGUUGGGUAGUUGAUCAUCAGACUGCAUCAAGGACCUUCAAAAGAUCUACAUAUGAAUUUAAUUAAUUCAUCAUCAUAGAUAGUACAUUUAUACACAUACAAUUAUAUCACAUAGUUUGUAUACAUUAUUUUUCAUUUUUCCUCGUUUUUUUUUUUUUUUUUUAUUUUUGGUUUUUAUACAAUACUCUCUGUUAAGUGUUGAUUAAUUAAAAUGAUUCAAAUAUACUAUAAGUAUUUUAAUAUUAUAAUUAAAGGAUUGCCCAAUUGAGCUAAUACCUGCAAAAGCUAUAACUCUGUUUAGGGUAUACAAGGUCUCAUACUUCAUAUAUCCUUUGUGUUAAUUCAAAAUAUUUCCUCUGUUUUUUUUUUCACCAUUUAUUGCGGAUUCUUAGACAAUUUUUAAAGAUAAGAGAGGAAAAAAAUUCAUAAAAGGACCCAUGUGAUAGGAAAAAAAUAGAAAGAAUUUACUAAAAAGAUAUGGAGGAAGUUUGUGUAAUAAUUACAUAACCCAUGUGAAUUAACUCAAAUAAGCAUCGACAGAUAAACCAAUUUUAGGGUGUGAGUAAAUCUUUCUAUUUGGGGCAUGGAUGGAUCAUACAUAUUAUCAAUUGAUCGAGUGACAAAUCAUAAUAGGUUAUUGGCAUUAAGUGAAACAUAGCCAAAUAUAUCUAUCAUUUUGAAGCAUAAAUAUCAAAGAUUGUAAUUCGCUAACAUUAGUACUUAGUAGCAGAAAGCCCUCCCGCAGCUCACUGGUUACUGAUCUUUUUUUCGGUAGAUGCCGAGACACGUCAUUACAUACCUUACUCUAUCCCAGGAUCUACUCCGUAUCAAAAUGAUAUAAAUACAACAUUUUAUUUCACUAGAAAUACGAACAUUAAGGUAAUUUAGAAGUCGUCAUAAAUAGGGCCAAUUGGAGGUUGACCAUGAGAGAUUGACCAAGCAGGAUCAGAGUGCCCUAACUCAACCAGCAAAACUCACAGAAGGUAGUCGGGGAACAAGUAAUCAUUUACAACCA